GUAAAUAAAAGUAUGAACUUAGCCUUGGUGGCUACUCCUGCUGGCAUCAAACACUAUGAAGAACUCUUUUCAAAUACAUCUCAAACCUUGCCACAUGUGGAAGUUGUGGCAGGCAACAAGCAGAUAUCUCAAAAGGCUGCACAGCUAUCUGCAGAAAAAGACUUUAUUUUGAUGCACAUGAAGAUGGAUACACCCUUAAAGAAGUGCAAUACACCAGAGAGCCAAAAGGCCUUGUUACAAAAGCUGGACAAGCGGCUUUCAAGGAUCUGCUCUUGUAGCCCUGCAAGAUCUCUGAUAACUUUUAUAUUUACAGGAUCUUCUAUGGAUAGGCCACUAAAUGAGCGUGCAAAUGGCAUGCUUAUGUGUUGUAUUAAAAAGCAGGAUUGAAGAUGUAAAAUAUUCUGGCUUUUCUCUCUUUUGUGAAAAUAGUAUGAUUUUUAUACAAUAGAUUGGUGUACCUGUAGAUGAAAUUACCAGCUGAUAAGCAGAAGAGAUUCUAAAAUCUUGAAUGAUUAUUUAGUUUUUAGUUAUUGAUGUUUAUGUAACUGAAUUAAUUCAAGCAAUCAAAAGUGUUUUUUUUACUUGUGUACCUAAUAAGAGGUACUUUGUAUUAUUAUACUACCAAAAUUAUUGUGUUGGGAAAGGACUAAUAAAGAAUACCGUGUAUCUA
This is a messenger RNA of Penaeus monodon (black tiger shrimp), 670 nucleotides long. Its product is annotated as small RNA degrading nuclease 5-like. Lineage: Eukaryota; Metazoa; Arthropoda; Malacostraca; Decapoda; Penaeidae. The record is from RefSeq and is a predicted model, not a curated record. Gene Ontology annotation, molecular function: exonuclease activity; nucleic acid binding. Gene Ontology annotation, cellular component: nucleus.